AUGGUGUUCUACAGGAGAAACAUCGUCAUUUCUGAUGAUACCAUUACGAGCGCAGCUCAGUUGACUUUGAAGCAGUCACUGGUGCCCAACUUCUUGGUGACGAUCCUUUUCUUUCUUUGGGGGUUCGCAUAUGGCCUGUUGGAUGUCUUAAAUCCACACUUCCAGAAAUCACUCAAUAUUACUCCCUCUAUGGCCUCCGGCCUCUCGGCGGCAUACUUCGGUGCAUACUUCCUCUGCCCUCCCACAAUAAGCGGCUGGAUUCUUCGCAGAUUUGGAUUUCGUGUUACAUUCAUGAGUGGUUUGGCUGUUCUAGCAGUAGGAUGCCUCUUGAUGUGGCCCAGUGGAGUCAAAAGCUCGUUUGGCGGAUUCUGCGGAAGCAUGUUCGUUGUUGGGUCUGGUCUCGCUACUCUAGAGACCGCAGCAGAUCCUUUCUUAUCUAUCUGCGGUCCUCCUCGAUACUCUGAGAUUCGAUUAAAUUUGGCUCAAGCAAUUCAAGCCACAGGAUCGUUCGUCGCUCCGCUUCUAGCAUCCCGCGUCUUCUUCGCGCGCAGCGUCGACACUGCAGAAGGUCUUAAGAAUGUACAAUGGGUCUAUCUGGGUGUUGCUGGCUUCGUUGGCCUGUUGAUUGUUCUCUUCUUCUUGGCACCUAUGCCCGAGAUUACGGAUGCGGAUAUGCACACCCAAGAAGCUCUGAUUAGCGACGUAGAUCCCGGACCAUUGAAGAAGCAGUACAAUCUGUUCCUGGCUGUAUUUUCUCAAUUCACAUACGUCGGAGCUCAGGUAGCUGUCGCCAAUUAUUUCGUCAACUUCUGUGAAGAGGCUGGCAAAACCCCAGCUGUCAGUUCCGACAUAUUCGCUGCUGCUCAAGGUCUCUAUGCCUUCAAUCGCUUUGUUGCUGGUGGGCUUAUGGGCUUUCGAGCCGUCAAACCUCGAUACGUUCUUGCAACAUACUUGUUUGGGUGCUUCGCAUUCGUUCUCGCGGCUUCUCAAACUGCAGGCAAUACCUCAAUUGUGAUGAUAUGCUUGGUUCUCUGUUUCGAGUCCGCUUGCUUUGCCACAAUUUUUGCACUAGGUCUUCGUGGCCUAGGUCGACACACAAAAAUUGGUGGUGCGUUGAUCGUCGCAGCUAUUUCCGGUGGUGCUGUAUUUCCUCCAAUGACUGGUGCAGUUGCUACUCAUUUGCAAAAGCAAAAGAGCACAAAACCUUUCCACACGGCAAUGCUCAUCCCAAUGGGUGGCUUCAUCUGCGCCUGGAUCUAUCCAAUCUAUGUCAAUCUCUUGAAGAGGGAUUUGAUGGAUGGCCAUCGCACGACUGAUGUCGGUAUUGGACCUCCACUUGCUGAAAAGGAAUUCAGCAUGGUCGGUUCGCAUGUGGCUAAAAAUGAUGGACAUGUUACCGCAGUCUAG
Glarea lozoyensis ATCC 20868 is the source of this 1407-nucleotide messenger RNA. RefSeq names its product MFS general substrate transporter. Bases 1 to 1407 code for a protein of 468 amino acids. The record is from RefSeq and is a predicted model, not a curated record. Gene Ontology annotation, biological process: transmembrane transport. Gene Ontology annotation, molecular function: transmembrane transporter activity. Lineage: Eukaryota; Fungi; Ascomycota; Leotiomycetes; Helotiales; Helotiaceae. The transcript is spliced from 6 exons.